Messenger RNA from Penaeus vannamei (Pacific white shrimp), 4004 nucleotides. NCBI's taxonomy places the organism in Eukaryota, Metazoa, Arthropoda, Malacostraca, Decapoda, Penaeidae. The record is from RefSeq and is a predicted model, not a curated record.
AUUCUCUUUUUUUUUCAGCAGUAAUUUCCAAACUGUUUGGGAAUGGGGGGUCCUAAGAUAGAGUUCAAAGGGUCACUGACCACCUCUGACCCAAGGAAAAACCCAGUGCUCAUCAUUGGCCAACUUCGUCACCUGACUGCGCUUUCCUUCAGCGAUGUUGCUCCGAAGUUGCAGCCACGAGUUGAUGAAGAGGCAUGGAACUUGUCAGUGAACAGCCUGCAGCCCUCCCCAACAGACUACUGUUCGCUUUACUUGAAUUUGGCAACAGUAGCAGCCCUUCCAAUUAAGUGCUCUCGUCACAACACCCCCUCACGUACCCACUCCAUUACCAAGAUAAUUAAGACUCAUUCUACUGGUGCUGAUGAGUGUAUUGUGCUUGUGUGUGAACGUUCUGAUGUAUUUGCCAGUGCCUGUGGUGUCGCCAGAGCAUACCCUCUUUAUUCUAGGAAAACUGCCGCAUGUUCCUCAUCAGAUCACAAUGUGACUGUUGAGGUCAUACUAGUUGGAUCAGGAGAUUCUCCUUUGAGUGAGGAUGACAUUAGGAUUUUAAAUGAGUCUGUGUACAGUGUGAGACUUGCAGCCAGGAUCGUCGAUACCCCAGCUAAUGAGAUGCAUACAGAUUCUUUCAUUGAGAUGGCUCAGAAUGUAGGUCAGUCCCUGGGCAUCAAGCCUGUGGUCAUCCAAGGUGAAGAACUUGCUACAAAAGGCUUUGGUGGCAUAUAUGGAGUAGGGAAAGCAGCUGUCCAUGCUCCAGCCUUGGUGGUGCUCUCACACACACCUUCAGGAGCAACUGAAAAUGUGGCCUGGGUUGGCAAGGGAAUCGUCUAUGACACAGGUGGCCUUAGCAUCAAGACUAAGACUAGCAUGCCAGGCAUGAAGAGGGACUGUGGUGGAGCUGCAGCCAUACUUGGAGCUUUUUACUUGGCUGUCCAAGCCGGGUACUCCCAGAACCUGCAUGCUAUCUUUUGUUUAGCUGAAAAUGCUGUUGGACCAACUGCAACAAAGCCAGAUGAUAUCCACACUCUUUACUCAGGAAGAACUGUAGAAAUAAAUAAUACCGAUGCAGAGGGUCGGCUUGUCCUUAGUGAUGGUGUAGCAUAUGCAGCUAAAGAUUUGCGAUGCACAACCAUUUUGGACAUGGCUACUCUUACUGGCGCACAGGGUACUGCAACAGGGAAGUACCAUGCAGCAGCGCUUACCAAUAACCAAGAAUGGGAAGAUGCCCUCGUUGCUGCCGGCCAAACCUCUGGAGACUUGGUUCAUCCACUGCCGUACUCACCAGAAUUACACUUUGCUGAGUUUGCAUCUGCUGUUGCCGACAUGAAGAAUUCAGUGGCAGACCGAACAAAUGCCACCUCUUCAUGCGCUGGUCUCUUCAUCGCUGCUCAUCUAGGAUUCGACUUUCCUGGCAUUUGGAUGCACGUUGAUAUGGCGUAUCCAGUACAUUGUGGAGAGCGUGCCACAGGGUAUGGAGUAGCAUUGCUGCCAGUUCUGUUCGGACAUCACUCAAACAGCAGGAUUUUCCGCAGUUUAGCACCUCUGUCAUCCGAAAAUGGAGAAUGUGAAGUAAACUGUAAAGCCUCCAAGAAGAUGAGGCUAGCAUAAGGAAGACAUGGGUAGAGUUCAGAAUUGGUCGUUUGAGGCACUUGAUAAUCCAGAAUUCAGUGCCGUUACUAAAGUUCCCAUGUCUUGUAUCAUCGCUGCCAUAGUAUGAAUUUGUAAGCAAAGUUUUGUACUAUAAUAAUAACAGCUUAACUGAUUUGUGAGGUAAGAGUGUGUAAGGUGUUUAGAUAUUGUAAAAGGAAUGUAAAGGCAGAUAUGAAUUUUACUACAACAUUCAUUUACUCAUAAACAUGUAUCCAAGUUGCUUAUUUUUUUCAUUUAUACAUAUAAAUAUGAGUUUGAUAAAAUUAAUAAAAUUGGGCAUUUCUGUGUUGAACGCCCAUGAAAUAUCUAGAAAUUCUUGAAAGUGUUUUAGUUUCGGUCACACUUGUUUUUUCUUUCUAACUGUAUCCAUUAGUGCCCAGUGGCUGCUAGAAUUUCUUAUGAUUUUGUCACAUGAAAAGUGGCACAUUGCAAUACUCUUGUACAUGAAAGAGUGUCUAUAAGCGCAUGUCUGCUGUCAGUUCUUUAACCGUUUACUGGUAUGAUUUGUCAGGGUUGGUUUUUCUGGGGAAUUAAAACACACACAAGGCUGUCUUGAUGAAAAUAUUUUAUAUUGAUCAGUGAUAAUUUUGCUAAUUUAAUUGUUGAUAGUAUUUUUCUCAUAUAUUCCAGUUCAUUGUAUUAAAACCUGUGGAUAUUCCUGCUGUUAUUUCUCAUUAUGAGUAUCUUCAUAAUUUUUGUCAUUACUAAGAUGAUUAUUAGAAUUACUAGGAUCAAUCUUAUUUUUAUUAUUAUUUCCUAAUAGACAGCAGACUUGUAAGUAGCUCUCCGUCCUUGGCAUGUUGUCAACAGUGCCAUACAGGCCUGACCAUUCUCAAGGGGAUUCAACAAUAUCACUACCAACGGUGUUGCUUCCUAAGACCCAACAGUGUAAAAGGUGCCACCAUGAAAGCUGUUUUGGUCUUAUUUUCAUUAGAACAAUUAAUUGUCACAGUCAUGAUAUUACCUCAAUGAAAGAUUGAUGCCCUCCGCUGUAUUAGAAUGUGCAAAAUUAGAAUCCAUAAUUGGAGCACUAAUUGUAUGAUUUCCUAAGAUUUUAUUUAGUUAGUUUUCCUAUAUAUAUGUUCCUUGAGACGUUGGUACCAAAUCUUGUUGCUUUGUAUAUUUUAUUUGAGGGUUGAUUAUUAUUUCCAGAGUAAGCCAUUAAUAUAUACAAAUAUAAAUUUAUAUAUAUAUGUAAAUAUAUAUAUAUACACACACAUACAUACCUAUAGAUUCUGAUUCUUUGCAGUAAUUGUCAUUUGUUCAUAGAAGUCUUCUUCAAAUAGGUGCCUUCAGGAAUGUUAUAUUAAGUUUUAAACACUUUACUUCAGUUAUGAGAAACGCAAGGAUGUGAUUUCAUCGAUGCAUUGUGUUUGUUCCAUGCACUGUAUACAAUACCUUAUUCUCAUGGAUAGUCAUGAAUGAAGUCUCAUUAUAAAUCAUCAUUCAUCCAUCUUGCAAUCAGAAUAAGUCGGAGAAAGAUGACGUUUUGAUGUUCCACUGGGGGAAGGAAGAGGAGUACAUGUAUAUUGUAGUACUUGUUCUGAACACUCAUUUUCUCAUGGCAUCACAUCUAGGGUUUAUCACCAUUUUGCCGUUUUGCAGAUUAAAGGUACAAGUUGAAAAGCUGUUUGAAAUAAAAUGAUAAACUGUUUGUUUAAUUAUCUUUAGGCAUUUUUCUGGUGUCAUCAUUAUAUAUGAAGUGCAGUAUUAUAUAUUUUUUUUCAUAAUUUGUAGAUUUUGAAUAAAAAGAUGAAAGGUUAAGCAGUUAAGAUAGUAUUGUGUAAAUGUUAAGAAUUAUAAUGUGUAUGUGAAGGGAUAUCAGAUGUUUCCAAUGUAAAAAUAGCAAUAUUUCUUGAAUGGAUGUAUUUGAUUAUUAUCAACAAAUUGAUGAUGUAAUGACAGCUAUAUUCCCAUUUGAUUUCGAAGUUGAUUAUCUAUUUGGUACAGAAUUGUGAAAUUAGUAAGAAAAAAAAAAGUCAUGAAAUGUAAUGCUCACUGUUGGAUCACUAUUUUUUUUUUUUUUAAUUAUUAUUAUUAUUUAUUAGGUAGAUAGUUUGUGUAAUUUCUUCCUUUCUUUUUCUAGAAAAAAAUUAUUGUUCAUUUGUUUUCAACUUGUUAGUCCUUGUAUGGCUGCAUUUUGUAGAUUUUUGUCAUCAAAGAAUUAUAUUUUCAAACAUGGAAGAAAACAACAAAGACUCAGGCAUUAUGUGAACUGUAUUGCAAGAUAACCCUGUUUAGUAAUUUAGAUUUUAAUUGAGCUACAUAUUCAUCUUAGCAUUUAAUUAAUGACUGUAACAAAGUAAAGAAGAGCUAAUAAAUGUAAUGAAAGUAAAAGAAAAAAAGUGAAGAAAAAA